UCUUAGUCUUAAAAAUCAGUCUGUCCCGAUCACAGCAAACGCUCUUGAAUAUAAUUUGAAUUCGUUGAAAAAGUUCUCUUCAAAAAAUAAACAUUUUAACAUAUUUUGUUGAGCCAACAAUUGUUUGCUGAUAUCAACGAUGGAACGCGCUGUUGGAAAUUUUGAGAACAAGUUCAAGUGCCUGGUGAAGGCCGAAGGCAAGGGCAUGGCCCUGAAACUGGUGGGAUUCUACGCCGUCGGCUGGACCCUGCGCAAGUUGGUCAAGUGAAGCGUUGCGAGUCCCAAGGAUCCAGUUAGUCGUUUUCAGUUCUUGUCCCCCUUUUCAAAUUCAAUGUACAAAUAAAUUGUGGGCUUACCUCAAAA
Messenger RNA from Drosophila subpulchrella, 363 nucleotides. RefSeq lists its product as uncharacterized. Lineage: Eukaryota; Metazoa; Arthropoda; Insecta; Diptera; Drosophilidae. The record is from RefSeq and is a predicted model, not a curated record. The transcript has a single exon. Bases 140 to 268 code for a protein of 42 amino acids.